Molecule: messenger RNA, 16698 nt
Organism: Aedes aegypti (yellow fever mosquito)
Lineage: Eukaryota; Metazoa; Arthropoda; Insecta; Diptera; Culicidae
Product: titin
Source: RefSeq, a predicted model, not a curated record
CCACUACCGGCGUGGUGUCGUUGCUGAUCAACCAAAUUGGGCCCGGCGAUGAGGGCGAAUACACAUGCAAAGCCAGGAAUGCCGUUGGCGAAGCCAUCUGCUCCGUGUUCAUCCAGCCAGAAGGCAUGCCUGCUCCACAGUUCCAACAGGUCAAACGGGAACAGCAGCAAAUGCAGCAGCAGGUUAUGCAGCAGAAGCAGGUUAUCAGCCAACAGCAACAGCAGUACACCAAUGGCUAUUCGCACAUCGAAGAGGAAUUCAAGGUCGAUACCUUCGAGUAUCGACUGCUGCGGGAAGUAUCCUUCCGCGAAUCAAUCACUCGUCGCUACGGUGGCGAAACAGAUGCUCAACUACUCACUACUGUAGAUCGCGCUCUUGGUCCACCUGCACCUCCGCAGAUUAGUCAGAAACCGAGAAACUCGAAGCUAGUCGAAGGAUCCGAAGCUAUGUUCAGCACCAGAGUUAGCGCCAAUCCGAGACCAAGACUGAGCUGGUUCAAAGAUGGUCAACGCAUUAUCCCGUCCGUUGACAAGCAUGAAAUCACAUACUCAAACCAGCAAGCUACACUACGCGUCAAAAAUGUCACCUCUAAGGACUCCGGUCAUUACACUCUACUGGCCGAAAAUCCCCAGGGUUGUCAGGUCUCGUCCGCAAUCCUGGCUGUUGAACCAGCACAGGAACAAGUCACCGUUGCAACCAGCCAUGACGUCAUCGAAUCGGCGGAAGCUACCAAAGCUCUAUCACCAGCGUUUGUCACACUGAUUCAAGAUCAGGAAACAACCGAAGGUAAAAUGGCUCGUUUCGAUUGCCGCGUCACUGGCCGUCCAUAUCCGGAAGUGGCUUGGUAUAUCAAUGGCAAACUUGUUACUGACGAUGCCACGCACAAAAUCCUCGUCAACGAGGCUGGAAAUCAUUCGCUGAUGAUCACCAGCACCAACCGUUACGAUCACGGUAUCGUCACCUGCAUCGCCCGUAACAAAACCGGAGAGAUUGCUGCUCAAGCCAAACUAGUCGUAUGUGAACGCGAACAGGUCGUUGCACCGAAGUUCAUUGAACGUUUUACCACUGUCAACGUAAAGGAAGGUGAACCCGUCCGUCUGUUUGCACGUGCCAUCGGUCUUCCGAUCCCACGCAUCACCUGGCAGAAGGAUGGCAUCCCUCUGCAGCCGGGACCGGACGUACAGAUCCUGUGGGACGACAAUGGUUCCACCACCGUUGACAUCCCACGAGCUAAGACGUCGGAUGCUGCUUGGUAUCAGUGUACCGCACAAAACGUUGCCGGUACUACUGCUACCCGGGCUCGUCUCUUCGUGGAAACUCCGAAGGGACCAGCCCCGGAACAGCGCCGUCUUCAACUACCACGACCGACCAAAGUCAUUCAACCAGAACCCGCACCAGAACCGGAAGUUAUCUUCCUGCGUCAUGUCGAGCGAGCUGCUCCACAUAUGCCACCAAAGGAGGAAGACCGCAUCUACCCACCACCGAAGUUCACCAUCCCGCUGAACGACGUCGCUCAAGUUGAGGGUGGUAAGGUACACUUCGAGGGUCGCAUCGAACCCGUCUCCGAUCCGACGAUGCGUGUCCAGUGGUUCCUGAAUGGAAACUUGAUUCAAGCAAGUUCCCGUGCCAACACGACGUUCCAGUUUGGCUUCGUCGCCCUGGACUUACUGAGCAUCGUCAUGGAGGACAGCGGUGAGUACACGUGCCGUGUGUCCAGCUCAACUGGCGUUGCCGAAUCGCAUGCCAUGCUGAGCGUCCAGCCAAAGCCUCCGAUCGAGCAACAGUCGCAGCACUCGGCAGCCCUGCACCAGAUUCAGAACCUGGAGGAUUACUCCAAAUACGUUCGUACUGAGAGUAUUGAGGAAGUGGUCAACCAGAGACCGGCUUUCACUCGCCCACUGCAGGACUUGGGCCAGCUGGAAGAGGGAAGAAACGCUCAUUUUGAGGCUCAGAUUACCCCAGUGAGCGAUCCAACAAUGAGAGUGGAGUGGUACAAGGACGGCCGUCCGAUUACGGCCAGCUCUAGGAUCACCGCCAUCUUCAACUUCGGAUACGUCUCCCUGAACAUUAUGCACCUACGCGCUGAAGAUGCCGGUACCUACACUGUGCGUGCCGUCAAUCGCAUCGGCGAAGCUAUCAGUACUUCUCAGAUUACGAUCAUCAGCAAGGCUGCAGUUACUGGAGAGUUGGGUAUUGCUGAGCAACAGAACUACAUUCAAAGCGUUGAACAGCUGGAACAGUAUCAAAAAUAUCAGAACAUGAAGUUUUACGAGGAAACUCCGGAAAGUACACAACGUCCGGAGUUCAAGACUCCCAUCUCUGACCAGUUGAAUAUCCGUGAAGGAGGCUUCGCUCACUUUGAAGGUCGCCUAGAACCUGUUAGCGAUCCAACCCUUCGUGUAGAAUGGUUGAAGGAUGGUCACCCGAUCGAGGCUAGCUCGCGUAUUACAACUUUCUGUAACUUUGGAUACGUCGCACUGACAAUCAAACAAGUAACGAUCCAUGAUGUCGGUCACUACACCUGCCGUGCCUACAACUCUCUGGGAGAAGCCCACAUCACUGGUAAACUGACUGUGGUGUCCCGCCAGGACAUCAUUGUCGACUCCCAGACGAGUCACAUGGGAAUGGAGAAACUUCAAUAUCUGGAAGAUUCGUCAAGAUACACCCGCACAACCCAAGAAGAGCAGCAAGUCGUACAGACUGCUCCACGUUUCCUAGGUCCGUUGAAAGCUACCAACAAGAUCGUCGAAGGACAGCGUGCUCACUUUGAAGCUCGCCUUGAACCACAGUCCGAUUUGACGAUGCGUGUUGAGUGGUACCAUAAUGGACGUCCAGUGAUGACAGCCAACCGUAUCCAGACAUAUCACGAUUUCGGUUAUGUCGCAAUGGACAUCUUGGACGUUCGCGGUGAAGAUUCAGGAACCUACACGCUGGUUGCUACGAAUGCAGCUGGUCAGGCUCAACUGGACACCCAGAUGAUCGUUGAAACUCGUUCAUCAGUGGAUACCACCAGCAUGCACCACGUUGUUGAACGCACCCAGAUGAAGCAGGAAACUCAAUUCAUCGAACCGUCGUAUCAAAUCGAAGAGCUGUGCAAAUCCAAGCCGAUUUUCACUCAGUCUCUGUCGGAUCCACAGCCAGUUGGAGAAGGUCGCAACAUUCAUCUGGAGUGCAAGCUUGAACCGCUGGGUGAUCCGACGAUGCGCGUCGAAUGGUUCCAGAACGGUCGUCCAAUCACUGUUGGAUCCCGCUUCAAGACCUAUUACGACUUCGGUUUCGUAGCUUUGGAUAUUCUUCAUUGCACUGCAAACGACUCAGGAGAGUACACUGUGCGUGCUACCAAUCAACUUGGAUCUUCACAUACUUCAGCUUGCGUUCGUGUUAUCACCCGUUCGGACAUUAUCACCGAGUCCCAAAGUGAGCUGACCCAAGAGCAGCUGCAGUAUCUGGACGAUUCAUCCCGAAUGCGUCGUGACGUUUUGGAAGAUAUCACCGUCAUGUCGCCGCCACAGUUCGUCCGUCCUCUGCACAACAUUGAAACAUUCGAAGGAACCAACAUCCACUUGGAGUGCCGUCUGCAGCCGGUUGGUGAUCCAUCGAUGCGCGUCGAUUGGUUCGUUAACGGACAACCCGUCAAAAUCGGCCAUCGCUUCCGUCCAGCUUACGAGUUCGACUACGUAGCUUUGGAUCUGCUCGGAGUUUACCCUGUUGAUUCCGGAGUGUACACUUGUCAGGCUCGUAACUCUUUGGGCGAGGCUGUAACUUCAUGCUCGGUCCGCAUCGUUGCCAAGAAGGACUUGAUCAUGGAAACCCAGUACCCAGCGGGACUCGAGAAGUUGCAGUUCUUGGAAGAUAUUUCGCGAUACCGCAAGACAGAGUUCGUUGACGAGAUUGUCAACGUGAAACCACGAUUCGUUACCCGUCCAAAGAAUAUUGAUCGUGCCCAAGAAGGUGGCCAUGCGCACUUUGAGUGCAAGUUGGAGCCAGUAACCGAUUCAAACUUGAAGGUUGAAUGGUACAAGAAUGGCCAUCCGAUCACCAUUGGUCACCGAUUCCGUCCAAUUCAUGACUUUGGUUACGUUGCCUUGGAUAUUAUUGAUCUAAUCGCUGAGGAUAGUGGAACUUACAUGUGCCGUGCCGUCAAUUUGGUAGGCGUCGAUGAGGUUGCCGUACAGCUCGCCUGUCGUGGUUCACAGCAAAUUCUGACGACAACCCAGAACGAGCAGGGUCUCGAGCAGAUUCAAUACCUGGAAGAAAAGUCCAAACAUCAUCGCGCAGAUCACGGUGAUGAUAUGCCAUCUCAGGCCCCUACAUUCACUACUUCGUUGAAGCACAUCGAGAUCAAGGAGGGUCAACGAGCUCACUUCGAAUGUCGUUUGAUUCCGGUCUCCGAUGCUACUCUCCGCGUUGAGUGGUAUCAUAAUGAUGCUCCAGUCAAGUCUGGAUCUCGCUUCACUGAAACAAACAACUUUGGAUUUGUUGCCUUGGACAUUAUGGGAUGCUUGGCAGAAGAUUCUGGUACUUACACUUGCCGUGCUGUCAACGCUCUGGGUGAGGCUGUCACUUCAGCUACUUGCAUUGUUCACACGCGUAAGAGCAUUUACUCCGAAUCACAGCACGAGCAUGCUUUGUCUAGCUUGCGCUACCUGGAGGACAUGUCUCGCUACCAACGUGAGACUGAAGUCGAUGAAGUUAUCACUCAGGCUCCAGUGUUCACUCUUCCUGUGAAGGAUGUCAAGGUCGCUGAAAAUCAAGCCGUUCAUUUUGAGGCUCGACUUGUUCCGGUUGGAGAUCCAAAGAUGCGAGUUGAAUGGUUGAGAAACGGAGUUCCGAUCGAGGCUUCCAAUCGUAUCACCACAAUGCACGACUUCGGAUAUGUUGCCCUGAACAUGAAAUACGUCAACCCUGAAGACUCCGGAACUUACACUUGCCGUGCAACCAAUGACUUGGGACAGGCUGUCACCUCAGCCAAAUUAAUGGUGCAGUCUAAGGCUGCUCUUGAUCUGGAAACUCAAAACGAGAAUGCUCUGGAGAAGAUUCAUCAGCUUGAAGAUGCCGUUCGUUAUUCCCGCAAAGAGGAAGAAGAAUACAUUGUCAUUCAGAAGCCCAAGUUCACUACAAAGCUUCACGGUCCAACCAAUUUGGUUGAGCAACAGAGUGCUCACUACGAAUGCCGCAUUGAACCUUACCCGGAUCCAAACUUGAAGGUUGAGUGGUUCCACAACGGUCAACCAUUGACUACUGGUCAUCGCUUCAGAACGACAUACGAUUUCGGAUUUGCUGCACUUGAUGUGCUGACAGUCUAUGCCGAGGAUUCCGGAGAAUACACUUGCCGUGCUAGCAACCACCUUGGUUCAGAAACGUCGUCUAUUACUCUGAACGUUACUUCCAAGUCCGGUAUCGUUCGCGAUACCCAACACGAAGGAGCUCUGGAAAAGAUCCAAUACUUGGAAUGUGACGCACGUUACGGUCGCAAGUCGGACGAAGAACACUUUGUCGCCGAAAAGCCACAGUUUGGCCGUCCGCUCAAGAAUGCCAGCGUUUCCGAAGGUCUGCCGGUGCAUCUGGAAGCUACGCUUACACCGGUCAACGAUCCAACAAUGAAAGUCGAAUGGUACUGCAAUGGUCGUCCAAUUCAGCAGGGUCAUCGCUUUAAGACUACGUACGACUUUGGUUUCGUCGCUCUCGAUAUUCUGUACGCACACGCUGAGGACACAGGCACCUACAUGUGUAAGGCGAAGAAUGCGGUUGGGGAGGCUGUCACGACCUGCGCUGUUAAAGUCACAGCAAAUGCUGGAUUAUAUUUGGAGACUUUGGAUGAACAGCGUCUGCAGAAGAUUAAGGAACUGGAGAGCUACCAGAAGCCAAAGACACCAGAAGUUGAACCAGCUAAGCAGAAACCUGUGUUCUUGACCCCGCUGACCAACUUGGAGAACCUGAAGGAAGGCGACUAUGCCCAUCUGGAAUGCCGCGUUGAGCCGAUCAACGAUCCGAACCUGAAAAUUGAAUGGUUCAUCAAUGGCAAAGCUAUCCGGGCAGGACAUCGCUUCCGCACGACUCACGACUUUGGUUACGUUGCGUUGGAUAUUCUGUACGUCUACGGUGAGGACAGUGGUACCUACAUGUGCAAGGCAACCAAUUUGGUUGGAGAAGCCGUCAGUACUUGCAACAUCCGUGUGGUUAACAAGCGUAGCAUCAUCUUCGAUUCGCAGCAUCCGGAUGGUUUGGAGAAGAUCCAGAAAUUGGAAGCCCAAGCACGUCCAUCGCGUCUGGAGCUUGAAGAACCCGAUGUUACUGCUCCACGUUUCGUUACCGAGCUCAGAGGAACAACCGAAAUCCACGAGGGUCAGACUGCUCACUUUGAAGCUCAAGUUGAACCGAUACAUGAUCCAAAUCUACGUAUCGAGUUCUAUCACAAUGGAAAGCCACUUCAGUCUGCAGCGAGAUUCCACAUUACCUUCGAUUUCGGAUAUGUUGCUCUUGAUAUUCAACACGUCGUUGCCGAAGAUGCUGGAGAGUACACUGUUAAGGCCAUUAAUGCAAAGGGACAGUGCAAGUCGUCUAUUAACAUGCGAGUUACUGCCAAGGGAUCGAUCAUCUCGGAUACUCAGCAUCCAGAAGGUCUGGAUAAAAUUAAGCAACUGGAAGGAGCUGCUCCUUUCAAACGCCCAGAGAUUCAGGAUGCCGUUACUAAGCAGCGCCCAGUGUUCACACAGCCACUGCAGAAUAUUGACUUUGUCGCCGAAGGACAAACUGCUCACUUCGAGUGCCGCCUGAUUCCAGUUGGAGAUCCAAAUCUAAAGGUCGAAUGGUACAGAAAUGAAAAACCAUUGGAAGACAGUUCUCGUAUAACCAAACAACACGACUUUGGAUAUGUAUCGAUGGAUCUCACCCACGUUCGCGAAGAAGACGAAGGUGUUUACAUGUGUCGUGCUAUCAAUCCUCUCGGAGAAGCUGUCACUACUGCAUCGAUGAGAAUCCGCACGAAGGCAAGCAUCCAAAUGGACUCACAGCAUCCAGAAGGCAUGAGGAAGAUCAUCCAGCUCGAACAACCACAUGCUCCACGUCCCGAGGAACAAGAAGCUGGAUUCGAAAAGCCAAUCUUCACGCAGCUAUUGACUGGACCCUCCGAGUUGUGGGAAGGUCAGCAUGCUCAUUUCGAGGCUCGAGUAGUUCCAGUUGGUGACGCUAGCAUGAAGUACGAAUGGUACGUCAAUGGAGUUGAGCUCAAGCUUGGAUCACGUUUCCGCACAACCAAUGAUUUCGGAUUUGUUACUUUGGACAUCAAUUCAGUUGUGUCGGAGGACUCUGGAGUUUACAUGUGUAAGGCAAUCAAUAAGGCUGGAGAGGCCGUAUCUUCGACUACGAUGAAGAUCAAGUCGAAGUCGUCGAUUGCCGGCGAGCCACUUCUGCCAGAAGCCUGGGAAAAGAUUCAGCUCAAGGAAGCUGCAAUGAACCGUGUCCCAGAUAUGUUUGUCGACACAACUCCACAGCAGGCCCCAGUAUUUACUACGCAUUUGGAAAGUCACGAUAAACUCCAGGAAGGUCAGCAUGUUUACUUGGAAGCCCAGGUCGAACCACGUGCCGAUCCUAACCUUAGAAUUGAAUGGUUCAAGAAUGGCAUGGCGAUCACCACUGGAGCCAGAAUCCGUAGCACUUUCGAUUUUGGUCUAGUGACCUUGUCAAUCAAUGGACUCCGUGCCGAUGAUUCAGCUAUCUAUACUUGCAAGGCUACCAAUAAUCAUGGCGAAGCCGUUUCAACUGCAACAUUGAAGAUUGAAGGAAGCCAUUGGCUGUUGGGAGAUACGAUGCACCCAGCUUCCGUUCAGAAGAUUAGUGAUUUGGAGGCACCUCGUGCAGCUUACAAGGGAACACCAGAGCCACAGUUCGAAUCGCCAGUGUUCGUCACUCAUUUGAACAAUGUGGAAUGCAAGGAAGGCGCUAACGUUCACUUUGAAUGUAAUGUUGAACCAUCAAAGGACCCUACUAUGCAGAUCGAGUGGUUCGUCAAUGGCAAGCCACUGCCAACUGGUUCCCGUUUCAAGACCACAUAUGACUUUGGAUUUGUUUCGCUGGAUAUCACUGGAGCAUAUGCUGAAGAUUCUGGAAUCUACACAUGCAAGGCUACCAACAACAAGGGCUCAGCGUCGACAUCUGGAUCGCUGAGGUGCACUAGCACUACAACCAUGUAUUUGGAUACUCAGCAUCCGAUGGGCAAGGCUGGACUGGAAGCCGUUCAAGAUACGGAAGCUGCUCUGGCAAAUCGCUACAAGCGUCAAGAAUCGAAGCCAGAAGGUGCAUUCCCUGCACCGAAAUGGACCGUCGAGCUGCAGUCCGAGUUCAGACUCAACGAGGCUGAGUCGCUACACUUGGAGGGACAAGUUGAACCAAAGGACGAUCCAGACCUCAAGAUCGAAUGGUACUUCAACGGAAAGGUUCUUCAACAUGGAUCACGCUUCAAGAUGACGAACGACUUUGGAUUCGUUACUCUUGAUUUGACCGAAGUGUAUGAACGUGACCAAGGUACCUACACAUGCAAGGCCUACAACUAUUCUGGAGAAGCGUUUACCUCGACCACCGUGUACUGCGUUACCAAAGAAAGCCUCAUUGAGCGUACCCAGCACCCGAAGGGCACUGAGGGAUUGGAAAAGAUUCAGGAUCUGGAAGAGUCGCUGCGCAGACAAGAAGCCGCACAAACCGAAGCAGAAGGAGGACAUGCUCCGAGAUUCACUUCCGAAUUUGUUACCGUUGCUAACGUUGAAGGAGAAAUUGCUCACUUUGAUGCAACGUUGAUUCCAACUGGCGAUCAGACCAUGGUCAUUGAAUGGUUCUACAAUGGCAAGACCUUGGAAGCAAGUCAUCGUGUCCGUACCGUUUAUGCCUUUGGAAUGGUUGUGCUCGAAAUUCUGGGUACCAAGAUCGAAGACUCUGGAACUUAUAGUUGUCGUGCCACCAACAAGUGGGGAACUGCUGAAAUCAGUGUUCAUCUUGAAUGCGUUGAUAAGUCCGCUGGACAGAAACCACGUUUCACUACGCAGAUUCAGAACUUGGAGGGCCUGAAGGACGGCCAAUCGGCUCACUUCGAGUGCACUUUGGUUCCAGUCAACGAUCCAGAUCUGAAGGUCGAAUGGUUCCACAAUGGCAAGCCGCUGCGCCAUUCCAACCGAAUCAAGCCUGUUUCCGAUUUCGGAUAUGUGCUUCUGGAUAUCGCGUAUGUCCAAAGCCACGAUUCUGGAGAGUACAUCUGCAAGGCGUCGAACAAGUAUGGCGAAGAUACGACCCGUGCUACACUCAAAUGUUUCGGAAAGGGAGGAGUAUAUCUGGAAUCGCUGCAACCCGAUUCGUUGGCUAGAAUCCGUGAGCUCGAAAGCCAGGCAGGUAUGAAGCCAACUGCUGCAGGAUCGCCCGUUGGAGAAGCACCGCGAUUCAUUACCAAGAUUUCUGAUAUUACUAAGCUAGUUGAGGGACAAAGUGCUCACUUUGAAGCUAGACUCACUCCACUUACGGAUCCAGACCUCGUCGUCGAAUGGUACUGGAAUGGACAGAAGCUGCCUCAUGGUCAUCGUUAUCGCACUUUCCACGACUUCGGUAUCGUUAUCUUGGAUAUUUUGUACUGCUACGAAGAGAACUCUGGAGAAUUUGAGUGCCGUGCCACGAACAAGUACGGAUCGGACAGCACCAAGGCAACGCUGAAGUGCGUCUCGAAGGCAAAUCUGAUCUUGGAUUCCCAAUUGCCACAUGGAAUGGAAGGUGGAUUGGAGAAGAUCCAAACUUUGGAAGAUUCAUUGGUCCGCACUCGCGAUGAACGUGAACGAGUAGAAGGCGGUCGUGCUCCAGUGUUCACUGUGCCACUGUCGAACAUUGAUAGCUUGCGCGAAGGUGAAAGCGCUCACUUCGAAGGUAAACUUACCCCAACCGAUGAUCCGAGACUCAAGGUCGAAUGGUUCUGGAAUGGUAAGCCGCUGAAGACUGGAUCUCGAUUCCGUACGUUCUGUGACUUUGGAUUCGUCAUUUUGGAAAUAUCGCCUGUUUAUCCAGAGGAUUCUGGAGAGUACUCUUGCCGUGCUUCCAACGAAUACGGAGAAGCUGUCACUACUGCAACAAUGAAGGUUCAAGGCAAGCGUAGUAUCAUUUUGGAGUCACAACUGCCAAAGGGUAUGGAAGGCACCAUCGAACGCAUUGCAGAGCUUGAAGGACUUGGAAUUCCUCAUGGAGGACUUACUCCCGAUGACGAUUCUGGCAAGCCCCCAGAGUUCAUCACCACGCCUUCGGAUCAGACUCUGACCGAAAACUCUUUGGCUCACUUCGAAUGUCGCUUGACUCCAGUUAACGACUCAAGCAUGCGUGUUGAAUGGUAUCACAAUGGUAAGGCCUUGUGGGCUGGAUCUCGCAUCAAGACGAUCAACGAUUUUGGUUUCGUCAUUCUGGAAAUUGCUGGAUGCUACCAGCGUGACUCGGGAUUAUACACAUGCAAGGCUACCAAUAGUCAUGGAGAAGCUACCGUUUCCUGUAAGUUGACCGUCCGUGGUCGUCAAGGCAUCAUCAUGGAACCACAGUUGCCAUCGAACUUCCGCACUGGAACGGAAAGCAUUCAGAAGCUGGAAGAACAGCUGCACAAACGCGAAGAGAUGAUGGCCGAAGAAGAUGAGGCUCGUCCACCGAAGUUCAUUGUUGAGAUCAAGGAUAACACUGAUGUUGCGGAAGGUGGACCAGUCCACUUUGACUGUCGCGUGGAACCAGUGGGUGAUUCUUCGAUGAGAAUCGAUUGGUUCCACAACGGCAGACCAUUUGCCACCGGAUCGCGUGUGCACAUGUUGAACGACUUUGGUUUCAUCGCCCUGGAUAUGGAUUACGCUUACGUGAGGGACUCUGGAGUGUACGAAUGUCGUGCUACGAACAAAUGGGGUACGGCUUCAACUACUGCCAAGGUCACCGUUGUAUCUCGAGGUGGAAUCAUUUUGGAUUCGCAGCUGCCUGAGGGAAUGACUGCCUCCAAACUGAAGGAACUUGAACGCGCAAAGGUUACCCUGGCUACCCAGGAAGAGCGCACCUUCGGUCCACCGAAGUUCGUUUCGCAGAUUCAGUCCACCACAAUCGAUGAAGGAGAGACAGUUCGCUUCGAGUGUCGCGUUGAACCAAAGGAAGAUCCCAAACUGCGUGUUGAAUGGUUCCGCAAUGGAAAGCCACUGCCAAGUGGCCAUCGUUACAGAACUAUCUACGACAUGGGCUUUGUAUCUCUGGACAUUUUGUCGGUGUACAUUGAAGAUGCCGGAGAUUACGUGUGCCGUGCAUUUAACGAGCAUGGCGAAGACGUUACCAAGGCUCAUGUGACCUGUAAGAAGCUUCCGUCGAUUGUGCUGCAGAACCAAAUUCCAAAGGGUAUGCAAAAGUCGGAAACGCUAAUGCAGAUGGAAGCCACGAUCAAGAAGUACACCGAAGAGAUCUUCCUUACCGAGGAUGAUCUGUUCGAUCCGGACCGUAAGCAACCACCUCGUUUCGUGACGCAGAUCAAGGAUCAAACUAGCUUGACUGAGAUGCAGGCAACCAAGUUCGAAUGCCAGCUGGCCCCGGUCGGUGAUCCGAACAUGAAGGUUGAGUGGUUCUACAAUGGCAAACCAUUGCCGUACAAGAACCGCUUCACACCGAUCUACGACUUUGGCUACGUUGCGAUGAACUUCGGAUGGAUCUACCCGGAGGACAGUGGUGAGUAUCUGUGCCGCGCAACCAAUCUCUACGGUAUGGAUGAAACCAGAGCCAUCAUCAAGACGACGGGCAAGCCAGGUAUCAUCUACGAUUCCCAGCUGCCAAAGGGCAUGAAGAGUAUCCAGAAGAUUCGCGAAAUGGAAGCGUUGUGGAACCUGAAUAUUCCAGAAGUUAUCGACGAGUCGCAGAAACCGAAAAAGGAACCAGCAUUCGUGAGCCGUCCGGAAUCUAUCGAAGUCGAGGAAGGUGAAUGGGCACGCUUCUGCUGCCGUGUCACCGGUCAUCCGAAGCCAAGAGUUAUGUGGCUCAUCAAUGGACACACUGUUGUCAAUGGUCAACGCUACAAACUCACGUACGACGGAAUGUAUCACUUCGAUAUUCCGAAGACUCGCCAGUACGAUACCGGCAAAAUCGAAGUCAUCGCUCGCAGCUCCGUUGGCGAAGCUGUCGCUAGGUGUGAACUGAAGAUUACCCCACGUCGUGACGAUUACCGCGGAGUGUUGAAGAACUCUCCAAGACCCUGGUACGAUUACGACCUGGUCUCCUACCAGAAGAAUCGUCUCGAUACCGACCUGGAAGUCACGCUGCAGGAGGAAACCAAGAAGAAGAAGAAGGGUCUCAAGGCUCAGCAUCUGAAGCCGAAGGAGAAGAAGGAAAGCGAGACCGAAUGGCAGAAGACUGUCAAGAAGAAGAAAAACGAAGAGUACUAUAACAAACUGGCCCAGGUAGAGAACGAACAGUUGGUCAAGGAGCAGCGACUCCGCGAAGAAAAGCACCAGUUCGCUAUCCCUGGGGACAAGGUGGUCGGCCAGUCGCUCGCCAAGGGAAUGGCAUCUGCAUAUGAGGAAACUAUAGAUGAAACAAAGGAAACAGAAACCCAGGAGACGACGACCGUACCACGCAAGAAGAUUAUUCCGGAACCACUGGAGACUUCCGUUCAGGGCAAAGAAGUUCACGUUUCUCAACAGAAACAGACCCAGAAGGAGGUCUACGAUGACAAAGAGAUCAUCCGCAAGAUUACGGCAACGGAAACCACCGAAGUUGAACAUAAGGGUACGACUCAGGAGCGUAUUGUAGAGGGACCGGUCAAACCGGCUACCCCACCGGUGUUCACCAAGAAGAUUCAACCGUGCCGUGUGUUUGAAAAUGAGCAAGCCCGCUUCGAAGUUGAGUUCGACGGAGAUCCAAUGCCCGCUAUCAAGUGGUUCCGUGAGAACUUCCAAAUCCACAACUCAUCAGACUUCCAGAUUCAUACUUUUGGCACCAAGUCCGUUUUGAUUAUUCGUCAGGUAUUCAUGGAAGAUUCGGCUGUAUUUGCCGUGAUUGCCGAGAACCGUGGAGGAACCGCCAAGUGCAGUGCUAAUCUGGUUGUAGAACAGCGUCGGCAGCAAGGCCGAGGAGGCGUUACCCCGCCCAGCUUCGUAAACACUAUUUCGGACACUAGCGUCACCGCCGGUCAACUCGCCCGAUUCGAUGCCAAGAUCUCCGGAACUAAACCACUGGAUGUGUACUGGUUGAAAAAUGGACAGAAGAUUUCACCAAACAUCAAGUACAAGGUUUUGGAAGAGGACAACACCUACACGUUGUUGAUCAUUGAAGCGUACGCUGAGGACGCCGGAAAGUACGAAUGUGUUGCCAUCAAUAGUGCCGGAGAGGCCCGCUGUGACGCCUCAUGCAAUGUGGAAACUCCCCACACACCGAUCAUUGAAAAACCGGCCACUCCCGGAACCGAGCGUCCACCAAAUCUAGUGGAACCACUCAAGGACAAAUCCGUCCCGGAAGGUCAAUCGGUUGAGUUCCGCACACGGGUGACUGGGAAGCCAAGUCCCACCGCUCAGUGGUACAAGGGUGACAAGCAAAUCAAACCGUCCAAGUACUUCCAGAUGACCAAGGACCGUGAUUACUUCACACUGAUCAUUACGGAAGCGUUCCCGGAGGAUGAAGGUGAAUACCUUUGCAUAGUGUCCAAUGCGGGCGGCGAAGUGCAUACGACGGCCAGCCUCAAGGUGGUGACGCCAGGCAUGCAGGACACCGUGCCGAAGCUGACCGAAAUGAAGGAUUGUGUCGUGGAGGAGGGAGCCCCGGCGCAGUUCAAAACGCAGAUCGUUGGCAAGCCGACGACCAAGAUGACGGUGCAGUGGCUGCGCGAGGGUCUGCUGAUUCCGGAGUCGCCCGAUUUUCAGAUGAUCACCGAGGGCUCUAACGCCGUGCUGCUGAUCGGAACGACGUACGAGGAGGACUCGGGCCUGUUCACCUGCCGAAUAACGACAUCGGCCGGCCAGGUCGAAACGUCCGCCAAACUGAUAGUCAAAAGUAAGAAUGCCCAGUAAAUAACACCACAACCCGUAACCAAUCGCUCUCUUGGAAGCUCUCUGUCUCUAUUUGAGUUGUUGGUUUUUCGUUUCCUCUUUUUUUAUUACUUGUGUACUUUCUUCGUUACAACAAGCAAAACAAUGUCAUUUUCUACAGUUUUUGGUUCUUGUUUUUGCUAUUGUUUGAGUAACUGACAAAAAGAAAUGAAAACCAAAAACAAAGCUAACACAUCACGUAGUGGCGCGAAACCGAAUCUUGCGUGUGAUUGGUAGAAUAACCGAAUAUGUCAAACGGAAUGGAUGGAAACAUACAACAGCAGAAAACAAAAACAUGAAAAUGAUUUCAAACCCAGAAACGGCAGAUUUCUCGAAACAACGACAAUAGAUGAAGAUAUAGUUCUAGAUAAGUUUGUUCCCCGCGGCAUCAGCUUUAAUAGUCUAAAUUGUGUGGAAGCAAGCGCGUUUCCAAAAAGCAAAAGAUACAAUAAUUGUCCGAUGAGUGUUGUUUGUCUUAACAAUUCAAAAACAAAGUCAAGCGAGUUGUUGUAGUUAGUGCAAAACCGUGCCGAACAAACGCGCGAUCCAAAAACUGAGCAGUUAUUUUGUUUCCGUGUUUUCUUCCAACGACUGUCACAUUUCUGUUGUAUGUUUACAAUUGUCUUUUCUGGAAACCAACACCAUUAAUCAAAGUAGUCUGUAAGAUUGCAAAGCUACCAGCGUGAGUGCAUAUAGAUAUGGAAAAAAAACUACAUCGUAACAGGCCACUUCCUUACUAGUCGUCAAAUACCCUUGAACACCAAUCGUUUCACGAAGAAGAAGAACGUUAAUUAUUUAUUUAUUGCGCCCCUUAUUUAUUAAACUACUUUAACUAUUCAUACAAUGAAGUUUAUACAACUAUUAUAUAUUUUAGCUUAUUUAACACAAACUUUAUAGCAAUUUAAAGAAAAACAAACAAAAAACGCUAGUGAUAAAUCCCUGCAGCUUAAGAAAUAAAUUUGCAAGCAAUUUUUUACCAAACAAAACAUCUGAUUUUUACGUAUGUUCAAUAAUUUCGAAAAUAAAAUGGCAAUCAUUGAUCGGUUUCGGUCCUCCAUCCACCGAAACUGAAUACGUCAAAGAAUACCAAAAAAAAAAUAACAAAAUCGAAAACGUCAGAACACGAAUUGGCUUGUCUUCGACUGCUUUCCCGUCGUGCGAAAGCGGUUAUCCCGAACGACGGUCCCAAAACAUACACUUUUAAUAUAUAAAUUUGAUACAAAAUCAACGUAAACAAUUCUGCUCUCCACCCGGGCAGUGUGCGCUACGACAAUUGGCACACCCCUCGUCGGCAGGGCUUCGAAAUGUCAGGUUGCGAAUUUGGAUGUUCAAAUUGAAUAAAAACAACUGAUUUCAAGUGGAAUGGCAAGGGGGCAGAUUUCCUUCUUCGCUCACUUUGAUCGAUUUGUCUUUGUGAUUUUCAAAAUGCAUUUCUUAAAAUAUUUCCCUCCGUGCUGUUCUAGUCCCCCGUUGACCGAAAUCGCUUCAGUGAUUGCCACUUCGUACACGAGACCGACCAACCGAUACUACGCUCUUUCGAGCAGUUCUUUUCUCCUUGUCUCGCCAGCCAGAGCGUCGUCCCAAAUGAAAAUCAGAGCAGAAACCUGUCAUGAAACGUUCGCUUUAAAAUUAAUUGAAUGCCCUUUUUCUGUAUUGGUGGUUGCCAUAAAAACAACCAAAGGUGUGGCGUGCAAAAUUUACUCAAAUUCGAGCAGUUAUUUUUUUAAGCCGUGUACCGUGUGCAAAACCACAAACGUGUGCCUCGCAAGGUAGAUCGCACAUUGCGAUGUGUGGAAAAUAUUCCAAACAUGAGUCACAGUCGCACUCCGGUGGAAACCGAUCGUAAUCGAACGUGUGAAAAAUGAAGGGAGGCUGCCUCUGCUCCCCAAUUUCCCGUUUUCAUGCCGUUAAAUCUAUGCGCAUCCGCGUACCAGCAUAAUGCUUUCCACAUUUUCGGGCAAGAAUUUAUUUUUAGCGCUCGCCUACCUCGAUUUUCGCGUGAAGCGUGUUUUCAUAUUUCUUCUAGUGCCUGCUCCCUCGGCUUAAAUAACGAUCUUCAAACGGUCUUCUUUUCCUGCUGGUCGCUUUUCCGAGGGAACUUUCUCCCUUCCCGCGGGAAUGAACUAGUUUUCAAGUUUCCUCAUUCUGAAAAUGAGCUGUAAAUUGCGGAGAUCUAUGACAGGUUACAACAGUUUUCCACUUCGAGAGUUUUAGCACUUCCAGCUAGGGGAAAAACCAUUCGUGAGAUUUCGGAUAACGAAAAAAAUAACAGACUUUUCUUUGAGUUUUGUCUUUAUUUAUUUUGAUUUUUUUCUCUUCACGCGAAUCGCAAAAACAAUUUUUGUUGAAAAUUGUGGUUUAUUUUAAUGAGGCGGUUACUUACCUCUUGGCUCUGGGUCGACCCCUUGGCUAGCGACACUCUCGAGAAUUAAAAAACGCAAACGGCUGGUGACGGAAAAGUGCUGCUUUAUGAGAGCGAAAAAUUAAAGCAGCAAAAAAUACACCCAUUAUAUGUAGAAUAGUAGAAAAAGAGGUAGCCAGGAAAUUGGCGCUUGAGGCAAAGAUGAAGAUUUUGUAACUUAAGAGAGGAAAAACCCGUAAUAAAGCACAGAAUAACGGUAAUAAAGUUUCUGAAAAUGGCAUAAAA